AUGACGACCCGAAAACUUUGUCUGCUUCUGCAAGAAAAAGCCGAGAACGAACUAUUUGAGAAAUCAAAUAGAAUACCCUCGGAUAUUGAGGCUAUCAAGGAAUGGUUGAAGAAACAGCCACAUUUGCAAGCAGUUAAUCCAACUGAUCAAUGGUUGAUAGCGUUUUUAAGAGGGAACAAGUACAGUUUAGAAAGGACUAAAGAGAAAUGUGAAAUGUACUACACUCUGCGUACCAUAGUACCAGAAAUAUUCAGGGGUAGAGAUCCAAUGGACCCUUAUAUACAGGAGAUAUUAAAAUUAGGGGUUUUCCUACCACUAAAAUCAUGCAAAAGCGCAGAUGCUUGCAAGGCAACCAUUACCAGGUUCGGAGCCUCUGACUCUUCAAAAUAUCAUUUGCUUGAUAUUAUGAAAGUAAUGUUUAUGAUCAUUGAAAUACUUCUACUAGAGGAUGACAACUUCGUGGUUGCUGGAAUGGAUGUACUGUUUGAUAUGAAGGGAGUUGGCAUAAACAUUUUGAGUCAGUGGACUCCGACCAUUGCUAAAAAACUAAUAUUCUUGAUAGAGAAAGCUUUACCAGUGAGAAUGAAGAGUAGUCAUGUAAUAAAUAUACCUCCAGGUUUUGAAGCGGCUUAUAAUUUGUUUAAAGCUUUCGUAGCAGACAAAAUUAAACAACGGUUUCAUCUAUACAGCCAAAAUUAUGAUAGAAUGUACGAUACUCUGCCUCGAAAUAUUCUUCCAAAGGAAUAUGGUGGAGACGAUGGGUCUCUACAAGAACUAAUUGACUUCUGGAAAAGUAAGGUCGAAAGUUACCGCGACUGGUUCCUCAAAGAAGAAACUGAACGUUCAAAUGAAGCUCUGAGACCUGAUAAACCUAAAACUACUUCGAAUCUUUUUGGUGUGGAAGGAUCUUUUAGGAAGUUAGAUGUCGAUUAA
This is a messenger RNA of Danaus chrysippus (African queen), 933 nucleotides long. The record is from the annotation of a GenBank genome assembly. Lineage: Eukaryota; Metazoa; Arthropoda; Insecta; Lepidoptera; Nymphalidae.